AUGCCUGAUAAUGUUUUUUGCUACAAAGUGCACAUACAUGAAGAGCAGAAGUUAUUGUAUGGUUUACUGAUGGAUGGCAAGUUAAGGGUUUUCAAAUGGCCUAGCAUGGAAUUUAUUCUUGAUGAGGCUAAUGCCCAUGCCUCUGUGAAGGAUUUAGAUUUCAGCCCCGAUGGAAAAUACCUUGUCUCUGUGGGAAGUGGUGACCCUGGUAGGGUUUGGAAUGUUGACUCAUCAACUUCUAUAGCCUCUUUAACAAAGGAAAAUUUGUUCAUCAUGUCCAAGAUGAGGUUUUUGGUUUCUGCAGGUUCUCACAAGCUAGUGACAAGAAUCUACCCUUCAACUAUACUCUUCUAUGACCUAACCAUCAUGAACAUUGUUUCUAAAUGUUUAGGGCAAGGUGGAAGAAUAGUGAAAUGGAAUACUACCUCAUGGAAGAGGAUGAGCUCAAAGCGCAUUAUUAGAGACCCAAUUUCUGCUUUCAAUGUUUCAACUGACGGAAAGCUCCUUGCAGUGUAA
Molecule: messenger RNA, 516 nt
Organism: Ilex paraguariensis (yerba mate)
Lineage: Eukaryota; Viridiplantae; Streptophyta; Magnoliopsida; Aquifoliales; Aquifoliaceae
Source: the annotation of a GenBank genome assembly